AUGGCGUCCUCCACAGCUGGAGCAUCUGCAUCUAACGGUGCUACCUGCAGCAACGAUAAGAAAAAUGUUCGCAUGAGCAUACGUGGACUUUUGAAUCUGUGCUCCAAAUAUACCGCGAAAUUCAUAGACAUCGAGUGCAGCGACAAGCAAGCGGUUGAUACGUACAAGAACUACAUGGAUAAAUGUCAUGGCUGCCCCUACAGUCAGACAUCCUGGAAGAUUAUGUGUGGAUCUUCAAAUACGAUUUUGGAAACUGUCAAGACUCCAGAGAACCUCGACAUGACAGCUCUAUCGUCACUCUUUUAUUGUAUCUUCAGCGUAAAGAAAGAUGGAAGAGAUCCAACAGAACUGUUGAAAAAAGUGGAAGCACUUGUGGUUGUCGUCAAUGAAGUCUUGAGUAACGUCAGUUCAGUGGAAGAUGCAAAUAAAUUUAAAGAAAUACAUCACAGAUUAUCGGACAUGAUCCAAGAAGCUGGAAAGUUCUACACUCUUUCACUUAGUGAAAUACAUGAUUUAGAACAAAAGCUUGAACUUGAAAUACGUGUCCAGGAAGUGAUGGUAUACGUCAUUCAGGACUUCAGCAGCAUCAGCCCACAGAAGUUCCAGGUUCGCUGGCCUGAGCUCAGGGCCGCCCUAGAGGUCGCUGGAGUCACCAGCGGCCGAGCCUGGCAGAGCCUGCUGCUCCGGAGUCCUGACGUCACGGAGCUGGCGAAGCACGCGGCCAAGAUCACGAUCGACGAGACUGAUGAGUGGCAUUUGCAUUCUGCUAACGAUGUGGUGGCUGUGGCGCUUACAUUGCCACACGAACAGCCUCGCCUCAUCGACAUCAAGAUGUCACCUGCCGUGCUGGGCGCUGAGAGGGCCAGCUGGCAGGAAAUAACACGUCGGCACAAAGGACAACUGCAGCUGGACCUAUCAGCUGGAUUCCAGAAGGAGGCUUCAGGAAGUUCUCCUGAAACUGAAAACCGACCCGAAGCUUUCGACGAUUUACUGGAAGACCUAAACGGUUCAAGAUGUCAGCUCACUCGCCUGAUCGGCCGCAUCAGCACCACGGCUGGCGUGUCUGCUGUGGCGUCGGUUUCAACCGCAGCAACUACGGAUCUGCGGAUCAGCCUCAUCGCCCCCCUCAACUUGGACGCUCUGCAGGGCAAAUACAAGAAUCUAUUAGUGGAAAUUAAGCCUCUGGAUGGCUCUUGGGCUGCCGCAGCUUCAGCGCAGCGCCUGCCAGCCCAACCACCGUCACAGUUGCUGUUAAUCGGGACCAAGCCCGGCAGUUGCGAGGCCAUCGCCAUAGCUGUUCGCACAAUCACUCCUCCCGGAAAGAGACUUGGCAACAUAUCGCUGGUGAACUGCGGGCUUGGGGAAGAUGAGAUCAACCAACUACUGGUGCAACUGCACAACGACGGCAUUAGGAGCGCCGAUGGCGGCCAUACAAGAUUUACUAGAAGCGGGGACGGAGACGUGACGCUGUGUCUAGCGGACGACCUCCCAGACGGCACCUGGCCUACGGGCGCCGCAGCCCAAGACGUCUCCCAGUCACAGUCCAGCAACGCAACCCAGGCUGAUCCCAUGCCGUUGCUGGACGAAAGCGCCGGAACACAAGUCGCCGCCCAGUCACAGUCCAGCAGCGCAGCCCAGGCUCAUCCGCCGCCGUUGCUGGACGCGGGCGCCGCACCCCAAGUCGUCGCCCAGUCACAGUCCAGCAGCGCUGCCCAGGCUCACCCGCCGCUUCUGCUGGGCGCGGGCGCCGCACCCCAAGUCGUCGCCCAGUCACAGUCCAGCAACGCCGCCCAGGCUCAUCCGCCGCUAUUGCUGGACGCGGGCGCCUCGGCGCGGAGGUGGCGAAAUGAAUGCCUCCGCCUUCCCCAGGAGUCGCUGGUCACCAUGUUCGUUGCGGUGUCAAGCCUGGUGGAGGAAAAGCACUUCGUCGUAACGGAAAGCCGUGACCUGGAAGCCGUUGCCCUCAUGCUGCCCCACGUUAGUGACAAGUCCGUGCUUGUGAAGACUUCACCAAGCGCCCUCAGAUCUCCAAUGUGGCAGCAGAUAGCGCAGCAGCACCAAGGCCAAUUCUUCAUCCAUCUUCUGAACAUAAACUUUGUAUUCCAGCCAUGCGAUGACGUCCUACAGCCUCUACUUAGUAACAGGUGCAGGAUCAAAGGAUUCCAAGGAUGCAUGCAGACCGCGGCAGGAAUCUCAGCCCUGGCCUCAGUGUGUGGACUUGCUCCUCCAGCCUACGUCCACAUUCAGCUCGAGGCUCCGCUGGACCUCAGUCCACUGCUCGGCAAAUGUGACAAGCUCUGUGUAUAUACCCCAGUGGUAGACACCGUCAGAGCCACCAUGCACCUGCCGGACCAGCCUGUCCCCCAGCUGGUGGUGCUGGGGGCCCCAGCUGGCAGCUGGAAGGCCGUGGCCCAGACGGUGCUGAUGUACGCGCCUAGAGGCAAGAGGAGGUUCGAAUCCCUGCACCUGAAAAACUCGGGGCUGAGCGCCGAUGAGCGGCGGCGGCUGCUGCGUCUGUUGCACGUCAAGCGCGUCAAGACCGGCGACUCGGGCGCCACGCGGGGCGAGAUGUUGGGAGACGGCGACAUUUGCCUCCACAUCGGCAGCUGCCCCCCACGGACUGAUGCAGAGGCCUGUAUCAGCUGCACGGACUACAUCUGAUGCAGGCAUCAGCUGCGCCGACUGCAUCUGAUGAAGGAAUCAGCUGCACGGACUGCAUCUGAUGAAGGCUUCAGCUGCACGGACUACAUCUGAUGAAGGCUUCAGCUGCACGGACUACAUCUGAUGCAGGCAUCAGCUGCACGGACCACAUCUGAUGAAGGCUUCAGCUGCACGGACUACAUCUGAUGAAGGCUUCAGCUGCACGGACUACAUCUGAUGAAGGCAUCAGUUACAAGGACUACAUCUGAUGCAGGCAUCAGCUGCACGGACUACAUCUGAUGAAGGCAUCAGCUGCACGGACUGCAUCUGAUGCAGGCAUCAGCUGCACGCACUACAUCUGAUGCAGGCAUCAGCUGCACGCACUACAUCUGUUGAAGGCAUCAGCUGCACGGACUACAUCUGUUGAAGGCAUCAGCUGUACGGACUGCAUCUGAUGCAGGCAUCAGCUGCACGGACUACAUCUGUUGAAGGCAUCAGCUGUACGGACUGCAUCUGAUGCAGGCAUCAGCUGC
This is a messenger RNA of Hyalella azteca, 3173 nucleotides long. RefSeq lists its product as uncharacterized. NCBI's taxonomy places the organism in Eukaryota, Metazoa, Arthropoda, Malacostraca, Amphipoda, Hyalellidae. The record is from RefSeq and is a predicted model, not a curated record. Bases 1 to 2661 code for a protein of 886 amino acids. The transcript is spliced from 14 exons.